AGUUUAACGGUACGUGGACGGGGACGAUUGUUACCUUCUCGUAGUACAAAAAGUAGUGAAUUGAAGGCUGUGAUAUUUGUGGUUGUGUGAAAAAUAUCCUUCAGGGGAUAUAGUGUCACAGCUGCUAGCUGACUGCAGAAAGCGUCCAUUCUAUUUUCCGAUAAUACUCAUAUAAAACCAAUCGUUAUGCUACGUAAUAGCUACAAUCUGUGCAGCGCAAUGCGCAGCAGGAUUUCGAGUAAUGCCUGGAGGGUAAUGAGUUCUCAUGGACCUCGGCAACCCUUGGUUUCGCCGGAAAAACGUCUGGAGAAAUCACAUCCCACCUUCACCGAUCGCAGUCAGCUAAAAUAUGCGCGUCGAUUGGUCGUAAAAUUGGGAAGUGCGGUCAUAACGCGUGAGGAUAAUCAUGGGUUGGCAUUGGGUCGUUUGGCUUCGAUUGUAGAGCAGGUUGCCGAGUGCCACUUGGAAGGGCGAGAAGUCAUGAUGGUCACUAGCGGUGCGGUUGCUUUUGGAAAACAGAAGCUGGCUCAGGAGCUGCUCAUGUCCCUAUCCAUGCGUGAAACUUUGUCCCCUAAGGAUACCAAGGAGUUCGAUGGCGCUACUUUGGAACCGCGUGCUGCUGCCGCCGUUGGCCAAUCGGGACUCAUGUCGCUGUACGAUGCCAUGUUUGCGCAAUACGGUGUCAAGAUUGCACAGGUGCUAGUGACGAAACCGGAUUUCUACAACGAGGAAACACGUAACAAUCUCUUCUGCACGCUCUCCGAAUUAAUUAGUCUAAAUAUUGUGCCAAUCAUAAAUACGAACGACGCCGUUUCCCCGCCCAUGUUUAUACGUGACGAUGAAGUCCCCUCUGGAGUUGGCGGCGGCAGAAAGGGCAUUCCGAUCAAGGACAACGACAGUUUGUCCGCUAUGCUGGCCGCUGAAGUGCAAGCCGAUUUGCUAAUACUCAUGUCCGAUGUCGAUGGCAUUUACAACAAACCGCCGUGGGAGGAUGGGGCCAAGUUGAUGCACACGUACACCAGCGACGACAGUCGCAGCAUCCAGUUUGGUCAAAAGUCAAAGGUCGGCACCGGCGGAAUGGACUCAAAGGUAAAGGCAGCUACUUGGGCCUUGGAUCGCGGAGUCAGCGUUGUUAUAUGCAAUGGCAUGCAGGAAAAGGCCAUUAAGACCAUAAUUGGCGGCAGAAAAGUUGGAACAUUCUUUACAGAAGGCACUGAGAACACUAAUACAGUGUCCGUUGAAGUGAUGGCGGAGAAUGCCCGCACCGGCAGUCGUCAGAUGCAAGCCCUUAGUGCCGCACAACGUGCCAGCGCCGUCGACACUUUGGCUGAGUUGCUGGUAAGCCGCGAGAAGUUCAUUUUGGACGCAAAUGCAAAGGAUUUAGCCGAGGCGCAAAAGAAUGGCUUGGCGAAGCCUUUGCUCUCCCGCCUGUCGCUUAACUCGGCUAAGCUAAAAAACUUGUCAACUGGACUUAAGCAAAUCGCCGAAGACAGUCAUAAGAAUGUGGGCCGUGUUCUCCGUCGCACGCGGUUGGCAGACCAACUAGAGCUGCAGCAAGUGACUGUGCCCAUUGGAGUGUUGCUCGUCAUCUUUGAGUCCCGCCCGGACUCGUUGCCUCAAGUAGCUGCCCUCGCCAUGGCCUCUGCCAACGGCCUGCUACUUAAGGGCGGCAAGGAAGCGGCGCACAGCAAUAAGGCGUUAAUGGAGCUGGUCAAGGAGGCCCUGGCCAGCGUGGGUGCCGAGCAUGCCGUGUCAUUGGUAUCAACGAGAGAGGAAAUCAGUGAUCUGCUGUCGAUGGAGAACCACAUCGAUCUGAUCAUACCACGCGGCUCCUCGGAGCUUGUGCGCAACAUACAGCAGCAGUCGCUACACAUUCCCGUACUUGGGCAUGCAGAAGGAGUGUGCCAUGUCUAUAUCGACAAGGAUGCGGACCUGGGCAAGGCCUUGCAUAUAACGCGCGACGCCAAAUGUGAUUAUCCGGCAGCUUGCAAUGCGAUGGAAACGCUGCUCAUACACGAGGAUCUAAUGAGUGGGGACAUUUUCACCGAUGUCUGCAACAUGCUGAAGCGGGAGGGCGUCAAGAUAUAUGCUGGCCCUCGUCUGAAUCAGCAACUGACAUUCGGUCCGCCCGCAGCCAAGAGCCUGAAGCACGAGUACGGCGCUCUAGAGUGCUGCAUCGAAAUUGUGCCCAGCCUGGAGGAGGCCAUUAAUCAUAUACAUACCUAUGGCAGCUCUCAUACGGAUGUUAUUGUAACGGAAAAUGAUGCCACGGCCAAGACCUUCCUAAGCUCGGUGGAUAGUGCCUGCGUGUUCCACAACGCCAGUUCGCGCUUCGCCGACGGCUUCCGCUUCGGCCUUGGCGCAGAGGUGGGCAUCUCGACAGCGCGGAUACAUGCACGUGGACCGGUGGGCGUUGAGGGUUUGCUGACUACCAAAUGGAUACUGCGCGGCCAGGAUCAUGCCGCGGCCGACUUCGCCGAUGGCGGCCAGCGUACGUGGCUGCAUGAGUCGCUUCCCGUGGACUAGUUUAAGUUAGAAAGUUGAUGCAGUUGCAAAUUAUGUAGCGUAGAAUGUUUUUUUAUUUUUCACUCAUACAAAGUUGUAUGCGUUAACUAGAUGUUUGCAAACUGUCAGCCCAAAAGUACUUGGAGCAGCUCUUCCUCUAGAAAAUAUUAGAUGUGCACGUGUAUGUACAUACUAUAUGUGUAUAUUAAAAACUACAAAUGUUCAGGAACCGCUGAAAAUGAAAAGUGGAAUUAGCUGUAUUGCAUAAGAAAUAAAAAGUAACAGAAACAA
Messenger RNA from Scaptodrosophila lebanonensis, 2796 nucleotides. It is a transcript of the gene P5CS, whose product is annotated as delta-1-pyrroline-5-carboxylate synthase. Gene Ontology annotation, molecular function: glutamate 5-kinase activity; ATP binding; glutamate-5-semialdehyde dehydrogenase (NADP+) activity. Gene Ontology annotation, cellular component: cytoplasm; mitochondrion. Bases 187 to 2526 code for a protein of 779 amino acids. The transcript is spliced from 12 exons. The record is from RefSeq and is a predicted model, not a curated record. NCBI's taxonomy places the organism in Eukaryota, Metazoa, Arthropoda, Insecta, Diptera, Drosophilidae.